AUGCGAGUGGGCGGGCUGUUCUUCAUCAACGACAACCCUUUCCUCGAGCACGCCUCGAACGCCACAGCCAUGAAAUUUUCGGCUCUUUGGAUGCUGGGUGUCUACACGGCCGUAAUGAACAUUGGCUUCCAAUUCUAUCAUCGCUAUCAAGUCGUUGUCAAGUCGCAUUUGGCGUCGAAGCGACAGACAUUUUUCAGUUUUGCUCUUUGUUUACUCGCUUGUGGCGUUUUAUGCUUUACGGUGUUGUACACGUGGAUCCCGAGCAAUGAGAAUCCGGAAUACGCGAAGGAAUUGGAAGAUGAUGUGGUGGUCAGAGGCCGAAAACUGCCGUUUUCCGUGGCCGAUCCGGUAAGUGGAACGUAGCACAUAUAAUUUUUUUUUUGGAAUUUUUUAAAACUUUUGUCAUCAUCAGUCUGUCGGGAAAAUAAUGGGCACUCUGUCGCAUCGAAAACCACAUCGCCGAGAAAAUGAAUUGUGUCGCGGAAAAAUAAAUUGCUUUUCAUUUCCGCGAUGCGAUCGGCACAGCGACAUUGUCCUCAUUAUUUUCCCGACAGACUGAUAGUAUUUUCAUAUCAAAAGUGCAUGGACACUUUGCCGCGGUCCGCACCGUCCACAAAAAAUCCCGAUUUUUUUGCACCGUGCAUUUCAUCAUUUGUUUGGGUUUUGCACCGUGCGUCGGAAAUAUCGCCGCGACAUGAGCUUUUUCCAACUGCGUCGCCGCGGGUUUGCUGAAGAAUUUGCACAGUGCAAUCGGAUUUUUUGUGGGUUGCACUGUGCGAAAAGAGAAAAAUGCACUGUGCGUUGGCGACAAGAAACUGGGUCGCUGAAGAAUUUGCACAGUGCAAACGGCUUUUUUUGUGGUUUGCACUGUGCGAAAAGAGAAAAAUGCACUGUGCGUUGGCGACAAGAAACUGGGUCGCUGGAGAAUUUGCACAGUGCAAACGGCUUUUUUUGUGGUUUGCACAGUGCGAAAAAUGAAAUGGAAAAGAAAAUGCACUAAGCGUCGCGACAAGCAACUGCGUCGUUGAAGAAUUUGCACAGUGCAAACGGCUUUUUUGUGGUUGCACUGUGCGAAAAGAGAAAAAUGCACUGUGCGUUGGCGACAAGCAACUGCGUCGUUGAAGAAUUUGCACAGUGCAAUCGGAUUUUUCGUGGGUUGCACUGUGCAAAAAGAGAAAAAUGCACGGUGCGUCAGAGAAGAAAAUGCACUGUGCGCCGCGACAAGAAACUGGGUCGCUGGAGAAUUUGCACAGUGCAAACGGCUUUUUUCUUCGUUGCACUGUGCGAAAAGUAAAAAAUGCACUGUGCGUUGGCGACAAGCGUGGGAAAAGGUCCAAAAUGUGCGAAUCGGAAAAAAUCUCUAUGCACUUUAUGAAUUGCAAUUUUAUCGAUCAAAUCUUUUUCCCAAGCAAUUUUUUAUGUCGUUUUUAGUGGAAAAAAUUGGAAUUCCUUUAAUUUUCAGCGAACCCUCCGCAAUGUGAUCCAUCUAAUGGCUUCGCAAGUAUUUAUUGUCCUGAUUUAUGGUGUUGUGAUCUUCUGUUGCUGUCGUAUCGUAAAAGUUCUUGGUAACGAGGCCUCGCACAUGUCCAAGAUCACUCGGCAAGCCAACAAAACGCUGAACCGAGCAAUGAUGAUUCAGGUGGGUCUAGUAUAAUAUACCAAGAACACCAUUUUCGAGAAUUGAUCGUAUUUUACCAUCCUUUUUAUCAUUACCGAGCGACGAUUGGGCGGACUAAAAAGUAUUAUUUUUCUUCGAUGUAAAUGUCGAAAUUAGGAUAAUCGAUGGCGAUGAUUUCGAAAAUAACAUUCAUUUUUUUGAUAGUUACUAUUUCCAUUAUGUAGUACUGUAAAGCAGUAAUUUUUUUAAUUUUUUUCCACAAACACUGGAUUUAUGGGGGUUUUCGAUAGUGCUGAUUCCUAAAAUCUCGUUCAUUUUUCUGUUUGGAAAUCAGCACCAACGAAAACCUCUAAAUCGUGUAUUUUUGAAAAAAAAAUCAAAAAAAUCACUGCUUUACCGUACUGCUUAAGAAAAACAGUAACAAUCAAAAAAAUUAAUGUCAUUUUCGAAUUCAGCGAGAUCGAUUAUCCUAAUUUCGACACUUACAUCGAAGAAAAAUAAUACUUUUUUGUUUCCUCAAUUGUCUUUUUCCCCAAUCGUCUUUCCCUCCUAUUAGCAUUUUCACAAAGUGCCUGGACUUGUUUUCGCUUUCGCACAGUGCAUCUUGAACUUUUGUCGCCAACGCACUGUGGAUUUUUGUCUUCGCGCACCGUGCAAACCUCGAAAAAGCCGAUUGCACUAUGCACAUUUUUGAUCAAAAUCGCCGCGGCGCAGUUGAGAAAAGCUUACGUCGCAGCGGUAUUUCAAAUGCACAGUGCAAAACCAAAGAUUUUCGAGGUUUGCACGGUGCGCGAAAACAAAAAUCCACAGUGCGUUGGCGACAAAAGUUCAAGAUGCACUGUGCGAAAGCGAAAACAAGUCCAGGCACUUUAUGAAAAUGCUAAUACAGUGACAGACCUGAUCCAGUGACAAAAAAACGUACCAUUUUGCAUCCAGGAAGUAUCAAAAAAUGUAGCAAAAUGCCUCCCUCUCCAAGACAAAAAACUCCGGUUUGAAGGGACCUCACAAAAAAGAGCGGGCGAGAUUUUGAAAUCGGAUUUUUUUACUUGGAGAGGGAGGCAUUUUGCUACAUUUUUUAAUACUUCCUGGAUGCAAAAUGGUACGUUUUUUGCCACUGGAUCGGGUCCCCAACUGUAAUACUCCCUUUUUCAGGCCGUAUUUCCCUUCAUUCUCAUUGGUUUGCCCUAUAUGAUUGGGCUGGCCGGCACAUUUCUUCAAAUCAAGUCGCCAAUUUUGGCUCAAAUUCUCACAAUGUCCAUCACGCUUCUGCCCAUUGCGAACGCAACAACGCUGUUGACGGUCAUUCCGAGCUAUCGGCGGAGAUUUCUCUCGCUUUUGGGGAGGAAUCGGGGCCAAUUUGAGAAAGCGACAACAACCCCGCAGACCAAAAUUUCAAAAAUUUCGACUGCUGAUAUGCGUUAG
Messenger RNA from Bursaphelenchus xylophilus (pine wood nematode), 3040 nucleotides. NCBI's taxonomy places the organism in Eukaryota, Metazoa, Nematoda, Chromadorea, Rhabditida, Aphelenchoididae. The record is from the annotation of a GenBank genome assembly.